Propithecus coquereli (Coquerel's sifaka) is the source of this 2607-nucleotide messenger RNA. It is a transcript of the gene PAK2, whose product is annotated as p21 protein (Cdc42/Rac)-activated kinase 2. The coding region runs from base 324 to 1637 and encodes 437 amino acids. NCBI's taxonomy places the organism in Eukaryota, Metazoa, Chordata, Mammalia, Primates, Indriidae. The transcript has 12 exons. Gene Ontology annotation, molecular function: protein serine/threonine kinase activity; ATP binding. Gene Ontology annotation, cellular component: cytoplasm. The record is from RefSeq and is a predicted model, not a curated record. Gene Ontology annotation, biological process: regulation of MAPK cascade; intracellular signal transduction; regulation of axonogenesis.
GUCGCCCUCCCCCAGGGUUGUGGCCACGCGCAGCGGCGGCGGUUGUUCCGCUUCCCCUCCGGCCCGGGCCGUCGCCAUUGCCGAAGGCUCCCUGCCUUCCCUUCCCUGGCGGCCGCAGGGCUCCGCAGCCGCUGGGCCUAGCGGUAGCAGCGGCUGCGCUCCAGCGCGGUUCCUCUUCCCGCCCCGCUUUCCCUUCCCUCCCGUCCUCUCCUCGCGCCGCGCGCUUGCCCGGGGCGGCUCCGCAGCCCGCCGGGAGCUCGGACGGAGGCGCCUCUCUGGGCGGGGACCUUUCCUCGCCUAGGGUCAUUUCAUAGUUCUGAACCAUGUCUGAUAACGGAGAACUGGAAGACAAGCCUCCGGCACCUCCCGUGCGAAUGAGCAGUACCAUUUUUAGCACUGGAGGCAAAGACCCUUUGUCAGCCAAUCACAGUUUGAAACCUUUGCCAUCUGUUCCAGAAGAAAAAAAGCCCAGGAAUAAAAUCAUCUCCAUAUUCUCAGGCACAGAGAAAGGAAGUAAAAAGAAAGAAAAGGAACGGCCGGAAAUUUCUCCUCCAUCCGAUUUUGAGCACACCAUCCAUGUUGGUUUUGAUGCUGUUACUGGAGAAUUCACUGGCAUGCCAGAACAGUGGGCUCGAUUGUUACAGACUUCCAAUAUCACCAAACUAGAGCAAAAGAAGAAUCCUCAGGCUGUAUUGGAUGUCUUAAAGUUCUAUGACUCCAACACAGUGAAGCAGAAAUAUCUGAGCUUUACUCCUCCUGAGAAAGAUGGCUUCCCUUCUGGAACACCAGCACUGAAUGCCAAGGGAUCAGAAACAUCAGCAGUAGUAACAGAAGAAGAUGAUGAUGAUGAAGAAACUGCUCCUCCCGUUAUUGCCCCACGGCCAGAUCAUACAAAAUCAAUUUACACACGGUCUGUAAUUGACCCCAUUCCUGCACCAGUUGGUGAUUCUACUGUUGAUGGUGGUGCCAAGUCUUCAGACAAACAGAAAAAGAAGACCAAGAUGACAGAUGAAGAAAUUAUGGAGAAAUUAAGAACUAUUGUGAGCAUAGGUGACCCUAAGAAAAAAUAUACAAGAUAUGAAAAAAUUGGACAGGGGUGUUUUUCUUCUCUUCAGUGUUUACAGGCAUUGGAGUUUUUACAUGCUAAUCAAGUAAUCCACAGAGACAUCAAAAGUGACAAUGUGCUUUUGGGGAUGGAAGGAUCAGUUAAACUUACUGACUUUGGUUUCUGUGCCCAGAUCACCCCUGAGCAGAGCAAACGCAGCACCAUGGUUGGAACGCCAUACUGGAUGGCACCAGAGGUGGUCACACGGAAAGCUUAUGGCCCUAAAGUUGACAUAUGGUCUCUGGGUAUCAUGGCUAUUGAGAUGGUAGAAGGAGAGCCUCCAUACCUCAAUGAAAAUCCCUUGAGGGCCUUGUACCUGAUAGCUACUAAUGGAACCCCAGAACUUCAGAAUCCAGAGAAACUUUCCCCAAUAUUUCGGGAUUUCUUAAAUCGAUGUUUGGAAAUGGAUGUGGAAAAAAGGGGUUCAGCCAAAGAAUUGUUACAGCAUCCCUUCCUGAAACUGGCCAAACCAUUAUCUAGCUUGACACCACUGAUCAUGGCAGCUAAAGAAGCAAUGAAGAGUAACCGUUAAUAUCAUUGUCAUGGCCUCAUAUUCUUUUUUCCAUUUUCUAAAAGAAGUCUUUUAAUAUAUGAAAAUUAUUACUCUUUUUGGGGCUUAAAGAAAUGGUCUGCAUAACAUGGAGGAAAAAAAGCAAGCUACUAUUCUCUGAGGACAAGGAGAAAAUUGCAAAAAGAAAACUAUGACUUUCAAACGAACCCCUUUAGGGUCCAAAAGGAAUUGUGGACUGAAUCACUAGCCUUACGUCUUUCAGCAGACAGCCUAUCAGGGCCGUUUAUCAUGCUUGAGAUUUGCAUUUUAUUUUGCUGACUUUGUUGUAAUAGAUACCAUUCAUCGUCCCCUUUUGGGAUAUUUUCAAUACUUGAAUGGCAGAUUCGAGUUUUUCAGAGUAUUUGUUUCAUCUGCUAGUCUUCUUUUUCUCUCCUUCAUUAGCUUUCCUUUUCCUUGACUUGCUCCUUUUGAGUUGCUUUGAGAAGUUUUUCUCAUGCCUAAAUUCAAGACAAGUGUGAUAGAAAUUAUGUAGCUCCUUAUAUUGGCAAAGGAGCUCAGUAUGGUUUUAACUUUGUAUAGAAGUUAGGAGCAGCUACUGUUACAUGUUAUAUUUUAGUUCAGAACUUGACCUGAAGGAAGGGAAGAAAAAGUAUGUGAUUUUUACCUUUUUUAACAAAUGUGAAAAAGUCAAUUUUAGAAAUUUUAUGGUAGUGAGUUCGGCAUUUGUUACAUGUAUAGAGAGAAGACUAAUCUAUAUUUAUAACUAACUAAAUCAUUGAGAUAGAAAAAGAAUCCCAUUGACUAUACAUUCUUACAGUUUUAUCUUCCUUUUUAUUUCCUGUUCAGAUUUGGCUUCAGGAACCAAAGUGAUUUGUUCUUGUUCCAACUUGGGCUUUAUGACUUUGGUUAGUGCCACUACUCUUCCCUUCCCUUCUUCCCCCACUCGGCCCCUUCGUUUUGGAAAUAAAUUUUUGUAUAUGUUGCAAUUUUA